Molecule: messenger RNA, 478 nt
Organism: Paramecium octaurelia
Lineage: Eukaryota; Ciliophora; Oligohymenophorea; Peniculida; Parameciidae
Source: the annotation of a GenBank genome assembly
AUGAGGAGGUAGUAUUGUAGAAUAAUUAAUUAGAUUAAAUCGUAAAAAUUAGCAUCCCGCGCAUUCCAGAAAAUAUGGGUUAUCGAAUGCAUAAGACCAUCCAUUAGAAUUUGUUUCAAUGUUUUUCUAAUUAAAUGAAUAUUAAUGGAGUUACCAUGAUACGCACUAACCAUAAUAUUUAUCAAAACAUUCUGCACAAUAAUACUCACAUUUGAUACUUAAUGAUAAUUUUAUCAAUCCUGCAUUGAAAUGGUUAAUUCUUAUCCAAAAGGUUUUUCUUUUAUGUGAAAGACUGAUUGAAAUAUUUUAAACAAAUUAAACUGAUGAAAAGUUACAAGCGAAACUGUAUUAUGAUGAAUUCUCUAUUUAAUAGUCUUUUUAAAUUAAAUCCAAGUAAAAAUUAUUCCAACCGCUCUCAAAACUAUUAACAUAAAAUAAUUAUAAUUACAUUAUAAUUUGUGCAUCUACUUAAACUUGA